AUUUCGAUGUGCAUAUGAGCGCACUCUAGUGUCGAAUACGUUAUAUUAUCUGACGGAUCAUAUCGAUACAUUGCACAUUCUUUCUACCGACAUGUGUAUUUAAUGUGUUGUUCCAAAAAAUAUAGACAUUGAUUUUCUACCUAAGUAGGAAUUAUCGCGCGUGUUUUUGUUUUUAAUCAAAAAAUUGAUAAUCGAUUUGUUAAUCGAUUCCUUUCUUUUUUUCCACAUCUCUCGACAACGUUGUUUUUCUAUCUGCGUUGCUCUAUAUGCGCAAACGUAUCUUCAAAGAUAUAUAUAUGAUUUUUGCACGUACAACAGAUAUAAUAGAAUGAACGAAGAAAAUAAACAAAAAUCGUGUAAUAAUUCUCAACGAAAUAACGUAAAUACUCACAUCAUGGUUUCGAUACUUAGUAUCGGUAUCGGUUCUGUAUUGUUCGCGUAUGUGGCAUUUGCUUCAACGAUCGGUACACAAACUUCUAUACAACAGGUGAUAUUUGUUUUUCGACAUGGAGAUCGUAACCCUACGGAAACUUAUCCAAAUGAUCCAUAUCGAAAUUACGAAUGGCAAGGUGGUUGGGGAGCUUUAACAAAGGAUGGCAUGCUACGAAUGUAUAACAUUGGUCAAUGGAUUCGCACUGAAUACGGCUCGAUAAUUGGCAACACAUACGAUAGUACUCUAUCUCUGACGCAGAGUAGUUAUGCGGAUCGGUGUAUAAUGUCCGCGCAAGUUUUAUUAGCAGGUUUAUAUCCACCAACCAAUGAGGAAAUUUUUGUAUCAGGUUUGACCUGGCGACCCGUCCCUGUUCAUUCGACUCCCAGAAAUUUGGAUAAGAUGAUUGUAGUUAAAGCACCUUGUCCAAGAUUAGAAAAAGCUUUGAAAGAAGCAUACGUGAACGAUUCUAAAAGUGCAGAAUUCCCAUCAAGCAAAUACUUUCAAGAACUUUCUAAUUAUACCGGGCAAAAUAUUUCAACGAUUACCGAUAUUGAAUUUUUAUACAACACUUUGGAAAUUGAAGAACGCAAUGGUUUAAAAUUACCCGAAUGGACAAUCAAAUACUAUAAUCGACAAAUGCGUGAAAUCGCAGCUCGUAGCUUAUCCCUAUUUACGAGUAAUACAUUGCAACAACGACUUCGCGGAGGGCCAUUGCUCAAAGAAAUUUUGGAACGUAUGAAUUCAUUUAAUAAUAAUCAAGAUACAAGACGAGCAUAUUUUUAUUCUGCUCAUGAUAUAACUCUCGUUAAUUUGUUAAGAACCAUGGGUUUCACGGAUGAAUACUUCAAACCUGAAUAUGGAUCGACGCUUAUUUUUCAAUUGCAUGCUGGAUCCAAUUCUACAGAGGAUAUGGAAUUGAAGUUGAUGUAUCUAAAUGAUACAAAAACACUUAUACCACGCUCUAUGGAUAUACCUAAGUGUGGUACACCUUGUCUGUUAAAAAAUUUGAUGAAAUUGUGGAAAAACGUACUUCCCGAUAACUGGGAUAAUGAAUGCUUGUAUUCAUUACUAUUCAAGAUGUUCAGUUGGUUAACUCGGGAAGAAAGCGGUAAACAGGAUCUCUUUGAAAAUGUUGCUGAUGGCCUCAAAAAAAUAUACAAAUCAAAAUUAUUGCCUCUUGAACAACAUUAUCAAUUCCAUGAUUUUCAUUCACCUCAACUUGACGAUCCAGAUUUUGAUGCAAAACCCAUGAUUCUUUUGGUGGGUCAAUAUUCCACAGGCAAAACCACUUUCAUCAAAUAUUUACUAGAACGAGACUUCCCUGGAAUAAGAAUUGGACCUGAACCAACGACAGAUCGCUUCAUUGCAGUUAUGUACAAUGAGAAAGAGGGUGUAAUCCCUGGGAAUGCUUUAGUUGUUGAUCCAAACAAGCAGUUUCGUCCACUUUCUAAAUUUGGAAAUGCUUUCCUUAAUAGAUUUCAAUGUUCUACGGUCGCGUCUCCUGUUUUAAAAGGCAUAUCUAUAGUUGAUACACCUGGUAUUUUAUCAGGUGAAAAACAAAGGGUGGACAGAGGUUAUGACUUUACUGGCGUUAUGGAAUGGUUUGCCGAACGAGUAGACAGAAUCAUCUUAUUAUUUGAUGCUCAUAAACUUGACAUUUCUGAUGAAUUUAGACGUUUGAUCGAGGCAUUACGUGGUCAUGAUGAUAAAAUUAGAAUUGUUCUCAAUAAAGCUGAUAUGAUUGAUCAUCAACAACUCAUGAGAGUAUAUGGAGCAUUAAUGUGGUCUUUAGGAAAAGUUUUACAAACUCCUGAAGUAGCUAGAGUAUAUAUUGGCUCGUUUUGGGAUCAACCUUUAAGAUAUGAUGUAAAUAAAAGAUUAUUCGAAGACGAGGAACAAGAUUUAUUCAAAGAUAUGCAAUCAUUACCUAAAAAUGCAGCGCUUAGAAAGCUUAAUGACUUGAUUAAACGUGCACGGUUAGCAAAGGUGCAUGCUUAUAUAAUCAGUGCUUUAAGAAAAGAUAUGCCCAGUGUAUUUGGUAAAGAUACUAAAAAAAAGGAACUUAUAAAAAAUUUGGGUCAAAUUUAUGAUCAAAUACAAAGAGAACAACAGAUUUCACCUGGCGAUUUUCCAGACUUGAAAAAAAUGCAAGAAUUCUUAGCUCAUCAUGAUUUUAGUAAAUUCAAUACUUUGAAACCUAAAUUGUUAGAAGUGGUUGAUAAUAUGCUUGUUAAAGAUAUUGCUCAACUUAUGAGUAUGAUUCCUCAUGAAGAAAUUGGUACAACAUCAGAUUUAUUCGUGAAAGGCGGUGCGUUUGAAGGAGUAGUUGAUCAAGUGAGUCCAUUUGGAUAUAAACGAGGGGAAGGUAUCGAUGCUGGUGCAGGUGAACCGGAAUGGAUAGUUAAUAAGGAAAGAUAUAAAUACAAUGCAAUAUUCGAAAAACUCGGUCCAUGUGAUGGAAAAAUCACAGGUGCAGCGGCAAAAUCGGAAAUGGUAAAAUCAAAAUUACCGAACAAUGUACUUGGAAGAAUUUGGAAAUUAUCCGAUAUAGAUAAGGAUGGAUUUCUAGAUUCUGAUGAAUUUGCUUUAGCGAUGCAUUUAAUUAAUGUAAAACUCGAAGGUUAUGAUCUACCUGCAGAAUUACCAGAUCAUUUAAUACCGCCGUCGAAGCGGAAUGCAUAAUUUAAUUUUCAAUAUUAUAUUCAUAUCUGUUCAUUAAUAAUAUGGUUUGAUGUAUGUUUGGUAUAUGUUUACUGCGCACACAUACAAUUAUAUUUAUUAAUAUAUAUAUAUAUAUAUACACACUCGCCAAUACAACAUCGCCAAAUAUCAAAUCGAUCAAUGUUGCUAAAUUUAUUAAAUGUUCGGAAGAGUAUGCGAUAGUCAUGAAUUUUACUUCAUUAAAUAUUUUUAUAGUUUUCAUCUAAUUAAAAUGCAAAAAAUUUGGAAAAAAAUAAUAAUAAAAUGGUUUUUCUUAAAUUGAAAAUUGUUUUUCAUGGCAUAACUUAUUCAAUGCUUUCAAAAUAUACCACAUACUCUUUCGAGUUAUGCUUUUUAUAUUCAAACAUUUGGAUUUUUGAUAAAAGUACAAAUUUUUACUUUUU
Molecule: messenger RNA, 3537 nt
Organism: Apis mellifera (honey bee)
Lineage: Eukaryota; Metazoa; Arthropoda; Insecta; Hymenoptera; Apidae
Gene: Past1
Product: EH domain-containing protein 3
Exons: 13
Coding region: 329-3115 (928 amino acids)
Biological process (GO): endosomal transport; endocytosis
Cellular component (GO): plasma membrane; cytoplasm
Molecular function (GO): calcium ion binding; protein binding; GTP binding
Source: RefSeq, a predicted model, not a curated record